This is a messenger RNA of Nicrophorus vespilloides, 1506 nucleotides long. Its product is annotated as DNA ligase 3-like. The annotation marks the transcript as partial. Gene Ontology annotation, cellular component: DNA ligase III-XRCC1 complex. Gene Ontology annotation, biological process: double-strand break repair via alternative nonhomologous end joining; mitochondrial DNA repair; DNA recombination. The record is from RefSeq and is a predicted model, not a curated record. NCBI's taxonomy places the organism in Eukaryota, Metazoa, Arthropoda, Insecta, Coleoptera, Silphidae. Gene Ontology annotation, molecular function: ATP binding; DNA ligase (ATP) activity; DNA binding. The transcript is spliced from 3 exons.
AUGGGUGGGAACACGAGUAAAAGCGAUCAACAACGAAUAAUUGAGAAAGUGGAAAAUAGUGAAUUGGUGAAUACCAGUACAAGUGAUGAUUUGGAAGAAAAUAAGCACAAUUUUAUGAAAAUACCAGGAAACCACACAAAGAAAGAUGAUAGAUUUAAAGAGUUUAGAAGAUUACUUGAAAAAAUUAGAAAGGAACCUAAGUAUGUAGAUAAAUGUGCUUUAUUGACUGACAUGCUCACGUUUGGAAGCGAUGCACCUAAACACAUCUUCGAAGCCAUCCAUCCAGAUGCCUACUCUACUUUUUUGUCAUGCAACGAUAUCGUCUUAUCCCUAAAUAAAUGUUUCCCAAAGCUACUUACUCAAGUUGUGACCAAGCCAAAAUCGAACUUGGACAAACUUAAUAAUUUGAAUAAUAGCGAUCAAUUUCCGGUAAACAUAAAUAUCAAAGGAUUUGAAAAACCACAUGCAAGUAAACAUAGGGAAGAAACUAAAUCAAAUAAAACUGAAAAAGCGGAUACUACAAAAAUACCAAGAAUUAUUUUAAGGAAUGAUAACACAUUUGAAGAGUUUAGAGAAUUCAUUGUAAACAUACAAAAAGAAAAAUAUUUAGCUGAUAAAAGCGCAUUAUUAACAGAGAUAUUCAAAUUUGGAAGUCAUAAUGUAGAAAACGUUAUCAUGUGGUGCAUGUUAUUGCUACCGGAACAGAAUCACAUGAUUAAGUACAUGAAUAUUGAUCAAUUGGUAAAAUUAUUUAGCAGAAUAUUCGUUGAAGAUGCAUCAGAAAUAUAUAACCACCUUGAAAAAUCCAAUGGCAUUAACGAAAGUAUUGCGCAUUUCUAUAAUGAGAAAAUGGAUCCUCCGAGUUCAACAACUUUGACAAUUGAACAAGUUAAUGAAUUUUUCUAUCUUUUAUCACAACUCGACAAGAAGGAUGAACAAGUAAACCACAUUAAAAAAUUCUUACCUUCUUGUACGGUCGAAGAUGUGAAUUGUAUAGUAAAAUUGAUGAGACAUAAUUUGAAAAUUGAUUUAGCACCUAAAUACAUCUUAGAAGCUAUUUAUCCCGAGGCUUACUCUUCAUUUCUAUCAUUUGGUAGUAUAUCCUUGGCCUUAAAACACUGUUUUUCCAAAUCUACCGAAAUAUUGACUCAGAAUAUUGUUGUUAUGAAACCAUUCAAACCCAUGGUCGCUGUAGCAUGUAAAAGCAUUGAACAAGCCAUUAACAAAUUCCCGAAUGAAAUUAAUAAUCCGAUCGAUUUGGCUCAAUAUAUCAAAGAAAUAAUGAAAGUGAGGUUGGAAGGAUUAAUAUUGAAGGACAUCAAUGGAAAAUAUGAACCAGGACACAAAAAUUGGCUGAAGGUGACAAAGAUGAACUUAUAUGGGGGAUCCAUGGCCAAUUCUGCAAAUUUAAUCGUCCUUGGCGGCUGGUGUCAUGAUAAUAAAAUGAGUUGUUUGUCUUCAUUUCUGAUGGGAGUUUAUGAUGCUAAAACUGAUAAAUAUUACACG